Molecule: messenger RNA, 4328 nt
Organism: Vigna angularis (adzuki bean)
Lineage: Eukaryota; Viridiplantae; Streptophyta; Magnoliopsida; Fabales; Fabaceae
Product: ABC transporter C family member 3-like
Exons: 11
Coding region: 235-4155 (1306 amino acids)
Biological process (GO): transmembrane transport
Cellular component (GO): vacuolar membrane; plant-type vacuole
Molecular function (GO): ATP hydrolysis activity; ATP binding; ABC-type transporter activity
Source: RefSeq, a predicted model, not a curated record
GAUAUUUUCUGAAGUAAAGGAAUAUCCAUAUCACGUUCUACUGCCCUUUUUCUUCUCUCACUACUGUUCUUAUUCUUCUUGUGAUGCACCAUCUAUCUCAUUCACCAACCUCACCACUUUUCACAAGUGAUGUGUCUCCUUUACUCUACCAAGUCUUGUUUAUUGCUUCCUGUGUUGUGGCUAUGAAAAGAAGUGAAAGACUACCUCAGACAAAAGAGUUGUUGUGUUAACAACAUGGCUAAGCUUUCCCCUCUUGAAGAGACCCUUCUAAACGGUGACUCCUGUACAAGCAGCAAGUCUGAUCCCAUUAAGACAAAAGGAAAUGAAAACUUAAACCGAAAUUCAAAUGCUGGAUUUUUCAAUAUUCUCACUUUCUCGUGGAUCAGUCCAUUAAUAACAGUAGGCAAUGAGAGGACUUUAAACCAUGAAGACAUCCCACGUCUUGGUACUGAUGACAGUGCCUACGGGAUUUUUCAAACUUUUAGAAGCAAACUACAGUCAGAGUGUGGUAGUGUUAGGAAUGUGACAACUCUUAAGCUGGCCAAGGUUUUAUUCUUGUCGACAUGGCAAGGGAUCUUCUUAUCAGGUUUAUUUGCAUUCUUGUAUACGUGUGCUUCUUAUGUAGGACCCUUUCUUAUUGAUAUCCUUGUUCAAUACCUCAACGGAGAACACAUGUUUAAAAAUGAAGGAUAUGUUUUGACUGCGGCAUUUGUUGCUGCAAAGCUUUUGGAGAGUCUUGCAGACAGGCACUGCAUGUUCAGGUUCCAGCAGGUUGGGGUCCAAAUUCAAUCAAAGUUGGUGGCAAUGAUCUAUGCUAAAGGUUUGACUCUUUCAUGUCAAUCAAUGGAGGUUCAUAGCACAGGGGAAAUCAUCAACUUAAUGACUGUUGAUGCUUCAAGGAUUGGAGAAUUUUGUUGGUAUAUGCAUCGACCCUGGAUGUGUGUUUUGCAAGUUGCUCUGGCCUUGUUGAUUCUCUAUAGAAGUGUAGGGGUUGCUUCAAUAGCUGCUCUUGCUGCCACUGUAAUUGUAAUGUUUUUAAACCAUCCCGUGGCAUCAUUGCAAGAAAAGUUUCAAGGCAAGGUAAUGGAGUCCAAAGAUAAUAGAAUGAAGGCUACGUCUGAGAUUCUUAAGAAUAUGAGGAUUCUAAAACUGCAAGCAUGGGAGAUGAAGUUCUUAUCAAAGAUUAUUCAGCUUAGGAAAACAGAGGAGAUAUGGCUGAAGAAAUUUCUAGCUGGCUCAGCAGUUGUUAGAUUUGUUUUCCAUAAUGCCCCCACUUUUAUCGCAGUGGUUACUUUUGGUACUUGUGUUCUUGUAGGCAUCCCACUUGAAUCAGGAAAGGUCUUAUCUGCACUUGCAACAUUCCGAAUUCUUCAAAUGCCUAUCUACGGUCUUCCUGACACGGUUACAAUGAUUGCACAAAGUAGGAUUUCUCUUGAAAGGAUUGCAUCAUUUCUUCGUUUAGAAGAGUUGCAGACUGAUGUAGUAGAGAAGCUUCCUUGGGGUAGUUCUGAUAAGGCAGUUGAAUUAGUAGAUGGAAAUUUCUCAUGGGAUUUAUCUUCCUCUAAUCCAACAUUGAAAAACAUCAAUCUCACAGUUUUUCAUGGUACGAGGGUUGCUGUAUGUGGAACUGUUGGAUCAGGAAAGUCUAGUUUACUUUCUUGCAUUAUAGGGGAAGUACCAAAGAUAUCUGGGAGUCUGAAAAUAUGUGGAACAAAGGCCUAUGUUUCUCAAUCACCAUGGAUACAGAGUGGCAAGAUAGAAGAGAACAUAUUGUUUGGUAAAGAGAUGGACAGGGAAAAGUAUGAGAGGGUGCUAGAAGCAUGUUCCUUGAAAAAAGACCUUGAGGUUCUACCAUUUGGAGAUCAGACCAUUGUUGGAGAGAAAGGGAUCAAUUUGAGUGGUGGACAGAAGCAAAGAGUGCAAAUAGCGCGUGCUAUAUACCAAGAUGCUGAUAUAUAUCUUUUUGAUGAUCCAUUCAGUGCGGUGGAUGCUCAUACGGGAUCUCAUCUUUUUAAGGAGUGCUUGCUUGACCUUUUAAAAUCCAAAACUGUGAUAUACGUAACCCAUCAAGUAGAAUUCUUACCUGAUGCUGAUCUAAUACUGGUCAUGAGAGAAGGAAGAAUAACUCAAUCGGGAAAAUUCAAUGACAUUCUCAGGUCAGGGACUGAUUUUAUGGAACUUGUAGAUGCACACAGAGCAGCUUUAUCUUCAUCAAUUAAGUCCCUAGAGAGAAGACCAACAUUUAAACAACAAAGUACCACCAAGGAGAACAAAAAUUCAUUAACUGAUUUUGAAUAUGAGGAAAAUGAGGAAAACAUUCAUGAUAAGAAGGAUAAUAAAGAUGACACAAAUGAAUCAAAAGGACAACUUGUUCAAGAAGAAGAACGGGAAAAGGGUAGAGUUGGGUUUAAUGUAUACUGGAAAUACAUCACAACAGCUUAUGGAGGAGCUCUUGUGCCCUUCAUAUUACUAGCUCAGAUACUCACCGUGGGUUUUCAAAUUGCAAGCAAUUACUGGAUGACUGUGGCAACUCCUGUUUCAGGAACUGCUGAACCUGAUAUUGGAAGCCUUACACUUAUGCUUGUCUAUGUCGCAUUGGCAAUCGGAAGUUCAAUUUUCACCCUUGCGAGAGCAUUUAUUGCUGUGAUAGCUGGAUAUAAAACAGCCACUGUGCUCUUCAGUAAAAUGCAUUUCUGUGUUUUUCGAGCACCAAUAUCUUUUUUUGAUGCCACCCCAAGUGGUCGAAUCCUGAAUAGAGCUUCAACAGACCAAAGUGAACUAGAUAUGAGCAUUCCAUCAUUAGUAUGGGCAAUUACCCUAAAUUUGAUUCAAAUCUUCGGAAAUAUUGUUAUAAUUUCUCAAGCGGUAUGGCAGGUCUUUCUAGUAUUGAUUCCUGUAAUGGCAGCAUGCAUAUGGUACCAGCGAUACUAUUCUGCAUCUGCAAGGGAACUGGCACGAUUAGUUGGUACAUGUCAAGCUCCAGUUAUACAACAUUUUUCAGAAACAAUCUCAGGAUCAACAACCAUAAAAUGUUUUGAACAAGAAUCAAGAUUUAAUGACAUAAAUAUGAAAUUGAUAGACAGAUAUUCCCAACCUAAAUUAUACAGUGCUGCUGCAAUUGAAUGGUUGAAUUUCAGAUUGGAUAUUUUAUCCACUCUCACAUUUGCCUUCUGUUUGGUUUUCUUGAUAUCUUUUCCAAACUCAUUUACUGCUCCAGGCAUUGCUGGACUGGCUGUGACAUAUGGACUUAAUCUAAACUCUCUACAAACUAAUAUAAUCUGGUUUCUUUGCACUUUGGAGAACAAAAUUAUAUCUGUUGAAAGAAUACUUCAAUACACAUCUCUCCCAAGUGAAGCUCCUCUUGUGAUUAAAGACAACCAGCCGGAAUAUUAUUGGCCAUCAUUUGGUGAGGUUCAUAUCCGGGAUCUACAGGUUCGAUAUGCUCCUCACCUGCCUAUUGUUCUACGAGGCCUUACUUGCACUUUUACUGCUGGAUCAAAAACUGGUAUUGUAGGAAGAACAGGAAGUGGAAAAACAACUCUAGUGCAAACACUUUUCCGACUUGUUGAACCUGUUGCGGGACAAAUAUUGAUAGAUAGCAUUAACAUCACUUCGAUUGGAAUUCAUGAUUUGAGGUCCAGACUAAGCAUUAUUCCUCAAGAGCCAACAAUGUUUGAAGGGACUGUAAGAAGCAACCUGGAUCCGCUGGAAGAGUACACAGAUGAACAGAUUUGGCAGGCUUUAGAGAUGUGCCAACUUGGAGAUGAAGUAAGGAAAAAAGAAGGGAGACUUGAUUCCAUAGUUACUGAAAAUGGAGAAAAUUGGAGCAUGGGUCAAAGGCAAUUGGUCUGCCUUGGCCGUGUUCUACUGAAGAAAAGCAAGAUCUUGGUGCUUGAUGAAGCUACUGCAUCUGUUGACACAGCCACAGAUAAUAUUAUUCAGCAAACAGUUAAGCAUCAUUUUGCAGAAUGCACAGUCCUCACCAUUGCUCAUAGGAUAACUUCAAUCAUUGACAGUGACAUGGUUCUGUUUUUAAAUCAAGGGUUGAUUGAAGAAUAUGAUUCACCAAAGAAACUGCUUAAGAACAAAUCUUCAUCUCUAGCUCUACUGGUUGCUGAAUACACAAGGAGAUCAGACUCUGGUUUUGGAAAUUAAAUUCAAACUGAUUUUAAAUUUUCCUCCAACCAGAUAUAUUUGUAAUAUGUAAUAUGUAUAAUCCUACCUUGCUGAACUGCGGUAGAAAUUUUCUAAAGCCUUUUCCCUGUGGGUUGAUCGCCAACCCAUUUCCUUAUAUUAAAAAUUAAAAUAAAAAUAACUUAAAAAAUUAA